Messenger RNA from Spodoptera frugiperda (fall armyworm), 1728 nucleotides. Its product is annotated as histone-lysine N-methyltransferase 2D. Lineage: Eukaryota; Metazoa; Arthropoda; Insecta; Lepidoptera; Noctuidae. The transcript has 7 exons. The coding region runs from base 1 to 1728 and encodes 575 amino acids. Gene Ontology annotation, cellular component: nucleus. Gene Ontology annotation, biological process: positive regulation of neuron differentiation; negative regulation of Notch signaling pathway. The record is from RefSeq and is a predicted model, not a curated record. Gene Ontology annotation, molecular function: transcription corepressor activity; DNA binding.
AUGGGUCAACAUACCGAGGAGGAUUUGUCCCUCGCGGCUGCGUUAUUAGCCUUGAGAGGAAUAUGGGCUCCAGGGCCGAAUUGGGCUAGGGCAUCGGCUUCGGCUGCGGCUCCCGGUUCCGCUCCAGCUCCAUCAUCGUCUCGGGUUCCAGACCCGGUCCCAGCUCAGGCUUCGCCCCCGGCACGGGCUUCAGCCCCAUCUCCGGCCCCAACAGAGGAAUUGGCCCAGGCUUCGGCCCAGGCUCCGGCACCAGCUCCGGCACAGGCACCAGCAAAUGAGGAAGAUAUUGAAGCAGAUCCAGAACCAGAAGUAGAAGAAGAAAAUGAAGAUUUCUGUCCGAGUGACUCGUCCUGGGAACCAAGUGAGGGGGACGCAGGAGAAUCUGAUGAGGAGAUAUCAGAAACCGACGAGAGGCCGAACCGUCGACGACGUAGAUCUAUUUCUCCAUCGGAGUUGAUGAAUAGACGACAAAUGUAUUGCAAUUUCCUCGAAGAUUUGCAAAGAACAUUGUAUAAGUUAUUCGGAGGUAACAUGUCGGCGUCGCCGAAGUCACCACCUCAGCUGGAGUCGCCGCAGUCUCCCCCUCUGGUGGAGUCACCGCAGUCUCCCCCUCUGGUUGAGUCGCCGAAAUCCCCCCCUCUGUUGGAGUCGCCCGAGUCCCCCCCUCAGUUGGAGUCACCGGAGUCCCCCCCUCAGUUGGAGUCACCCGAGUCCCCCCCUCAGUUGGAGUCACCCGAGUCCCCCCCUCAGUUGGAGUCGCCCGAGUCCCCCCCUCAGUUGGAGUCACCCGAGUCCCCCCCUCUGGUGGAGUCUCCGGAGUCCCCCCCUCAGUUGGAGUCACCGGAAUCCCCCCCUCAGUUAGAGUCGCCGGAGUCACCCCCUCAGUUUGAGUCACCGGAGUCCCCCCCUCUGGUGGAGUCACCGGAGUCCCCCCUCAUUGGAGUCGCCCGAGUCCCCCCUCAGUUCCCCCCUCAUUUGGAGUCGCCCGAGUCACCCCCUCAGUUUGAGUCACCGGAGUCCCCCCCUCCGCCUGAGUCGCCGGAGUCACCCGAAUCACCUCAGUUGGAGCCGCCGGAGAUACCCCAGCCGGAGGCGCCUGGCCUACCGAACGGUAUGGCUAGGGGUAACUACCGACCUCGCCCCAAUCGCCGCCGCCGCAGACACUCCGAUGAGGAGGAUAACGAGAUUAGAGGAAAGCGACGACAUUUGGAUGACUUAUCUAACAAUAAUAUCGGCCAAAGGCAAGAUAGUGAAACACAAUCAGAAUGGAUUAGUAUCGGCACCGGACAAACUAAAAUUCACAAAAGCAAGUAUUUCAAAGAAGAACCGGAAAAAUACAGUGCUGCUACAAGGCAUCUUCUGGUUGCAGUAUUUGGCAGAGAGGUUUUGUCGACUCAUUCCCUUACGGGAAAGAAAUCGCCAGCACAUCAAGACAAACCAGCCAAGCAAUGCUUAGACCCUAUUAAGGUAGGGGAUAUCAUAAAACAUGUUCGCGAUGCUUUCAAUGUAUCUGCCAGCGUGAUUCGGGGCACCAUUACCACUAAGUGCGCCGAUGAGUUUAAGAUGCGGAGAAUGCGUGAGCGACUCGCCAACCACCGAAGGGCCAACGUAAACCCACAAAACGAAAACGGUCCAUUGGAGAACCAACCAGUACCAGCAAACCAAGAAGAAGAACAAGAGAACAACUUGCAAGCUGCACCAGAGCCUGAAGAAAACCAAGAGGUUUAG